CCCUGCAAUCAUUGGGAAUGGUAUGGCCCAUGCAGAUUACUCCUUCAGUUAGGGCUACAGGAGUCAUUCUACCUCUUAACAGUGGAGAGGACUGGCAGACAGACAGACAGACUUUGCUGAGAGAGCAAGCUACAAAUGGUUCUCCGAAUCCCUCUGCGCAGAAGUGCCAGCUUCACCCCAGACCACCAGCCCUUGAUGGAGAUAUCAAAUCCCACCACAAUGAAAAUGGAAGUGAAUGUGCUAGUUAUGGGAGCAGACAGCGUGGGGAAAUCAGCCUUGACGGUGCGUUUCCUCACCAGGCGAUUCAUUGGGGAAUAUGGAGACAUGGAUUCCAUCUACAACCACAGCCUGGCAGUGGAGGGCAGAGAGAUUCUCCUCCACAUAUGGGAUGUCCCCUGUUCACAGGACCAGGUGGAAGAGAGCGCUGCCAAGGAAAAGAGAGUCCAGUGGGCAGAUGGCUUUGUUCUCGUCUACAGCAUCUGCGACCGUGCCAGCUUCAAUGUGCUGCGCCCCAAAGUCCAGAGCAUCAAGGCAACCAAGGAGGCUCUAAGUCAGGAGAAAGUGCCCAUUGUCAUCGUGGGCAACAAGCGGGACCUGCACCACCGGCGAGCGGUCUCCAGUGAGGAGGGCCGGCUCCUGGCGCUCUCCAUGGACUGCUUGUUCUAUGAGGUCUCUGCAGCUGAGGCCUAUCAUGGGGCACUCAUGGUCUUCCAGGGGCUGGCAGAGCGCAUCUGUGAGGCCAAGCUGGCCCUGAAGAAGGGAACUGGGAUCCGCAGCAUUGUCAAAAGCAUGUCGGCUGUGUUUGCUCGGAAAAGGACGGACUCGCUCUGAGCUGGCGUCUGCAUGUUACUUCCCCUUGUGCUGCCAGAUGCCAAUACCAGGCUGCCCAGUCUCCUUCACUAACUGAAGCCCUCCAACCCCAGUGAGUGUGAAGAGAGACAUGUACUUGGAGGAGUCUAAUUGAUUCCCCCAACCUCACACCUGAGCAUUUCAGGAAAAUGGCUCCGUCUGCCCCUGCUAUCGUAUAUACCAGUGGAACCUGGGGCCUUUAUAUUUCAACAUCUAGGAAUCUAUAUUGUCCAUCCCCAGGGUGUUAGGCCUUAUUAUAUAGUUCCUAAGGUGUUUUCCAGUCUAGCUAUAAAUGCACCCCCCCUUUGGCUCCCCACCCUUCCCUUGAGGAGAAGAUUUCUCAGACAAGUAGUUUGUAUAUCUACUGUGUAUUUGAGAGUUUGUCUUUGAGUGAGAGAACAAGUCCAUCUAUUUGUCUAUUUAUUCAAAAACUCCUCCUAAACCGUAAGAGCUAGGACCACCAAAUUUGGUACAUAACAUCCUCUUAUCAUAACGUAAAGCAAAGUAAGGGUUUGGCUGUGCAGGGAGAGGGGCUGCAACUCUCCCCUCCAUGCAUAUGGGGACACAUAAAAUCAUACAGAAAAGAGAGAAUCACUAACCCUAACCCUAACCCUAACCCUUCCCCUCCCUACUACUGAAAAACACCAGAGGGUCUUUCAGCUGCUUCUCGGAGUAUCUUACCUCCCCCAGUUCCUUUGGUGAGGAUCUGCCAUUUCCUCUCAGUACAGAUGAGUGGGAAGGACCAGCUGUCUCCUAGCCCUCCAUUCCAACCUCAGCUAUCUCAGCUGGGAUACUAGGAGCAAUGGUUUGGGCAUGUGACUUUUUGUAUCUGACUUAGAAUUUACUAUGGCUUCUGUCACCAUAACAUUUGAACCCCUCAACACUGCUGCAAGGUGGUGCAGUGCUAUGAACCCUAUUUUACAGACGGGGAACCAAGGCACAGGCACAUUAAGUGACUUGCCCAAGAUCAUUCACAUGCUGGUAGAUAAGGGAAUUCACCCUGGUUUCCAGAGUCCCAAGCUAUCGCCCUGAUCCAUAGACCCUCCUUUCUUUUCCUAGGUAGGGAGGUGGUACUGGGUAAUGCAUCUUGUAAGUCUCUCUGGCGCCGGAGUGGCUAGAGGAUGCAGGGUCCAUCCAUGGAGGGUGCUGGCUGUGGCUGUCCCUUGGUGUCUCAGCAUCUCAGAUGUUUGUAUCUUCAGCUGACAUCAAAGCCCCUGGGAUUCAGGAAACGUCGGCCUCUGGUUCUGUCCCUCUUUUCUGUGCAAUCUCGACUCAUUUCUGAGCUGUCACAGUGCCUGGAGUUGUCCUGCCGACCAGCUCCUCCCCUCCAUUCUUUUGCUGACAGCACGUUUCUGUUGUUUAAACAAUGUGUUGGCCAUGCGUGUAAGAUUGGAGACUUGGCUGCUUUCCAGGACUCCAGUCUCCAGCGUGGGAUCCAGUGUGUGCAAACCCAGUGCCUGCUGGGAGCCAAGAUUUGUCUGCCCCCUAGACCGUCACCAGGCAGGACCUGUGAGUUGAAGGAAAGGCUAGAUUCUCCACACCGAUGGGCCAAAACCAGUAAAAUUCCUCUCUGAGGGUGAAGCCAGGUCUCUGCCUCUCCUACCUCAGCUCCUCACCUGCAUCAAGGCUGUAAAGUUUGAGCUAAAUAAGAGGCUGUUUGUAAACGUAGUGAUUUCUACUGCAAUAAACCCCCUUUGUAUAGGAAGUGCCUGGCUCAUCACAGCUGUGGUUUUUGUGCUGGGGAGGGGGCACUCGUCUAUAGAGGAGGUGGGCAAGGAUAACUGUCUUUUGACCUAGCCUGCCCUGGAGUGUGACAGUUCAAAGGCGGACGUCUGGGCACCUGCUGUAAUUUGUCUCAGUCUCCCUCUUGCUGUAGUCCUAGGCCCUUCACUAUUAAUCCAGCACACAGCCAGCUCAAAACGUCUGGCUGCCUUUUGUGGGCUGCCCAGCUAACCCACUGAUUUGACAGCUGCCUCUGAGUAGCAGGGCAAACUGAUCUUUUCUCCCUUGGCUGAGGCCCUUGGUUUGAAGCAGUCUGCAUACAAUAAGUGGUGAGUGAUUAGCGCUGGGCUGGCAUUGCAGCAGAAGGGGGAGAGCGUGGCCCCUUAAGACCAUGCCCCCCAACCUUGUGUUGCUGCAUUGCACUAACUUGGCCGUUAAAAAUCAAACCCGUGCGAGCGCUGACAGAAGGCAGAGCCAGGCUUGGGCUGGUUGUUGCAGCACUGUGGGAUGAGUUGGACUACCCCUGUGCCCACACUUACAGGGCAGGGCCCAUUGCCUGCAUUUGCAGAAUCCCCAAACCUCAUGGCCCAUUACCCCUCUGAGGCCUAUCCAAGCCCCUGGCAGCCCGGACUCUGGAGAGCCCAACUGUAGAAGUAGUUGCUACCUGAACCUUUCUCCACACAGGGUAUGGAAGAAACACUCCAGCGGUUGUGCUGUGUAAUCAUGGAGCACAGGCUUGGGCAGCCAAGGCAGGAAUCUUCUGUCCCUGCUGUACAGCAGCUCAGCAGAGAGCUACAGCGGGAGCAUGUUUCCUGCCUGUGGUGGCCACAGCUCUUCCAGCAGUGAGUAAGAGAGAAGCCAGCUAGGUCUGGCACUGUCUGCUUCUUCCAGGUCCGAGUAGGUUAGUCACAUCAAUCGGGGCAGUCCCAGCCCUCCUGAAAAUAGUCACCCUCCUUAAAGGCCAAGCUAGGCCGGUUCUCUCCACCAUGUAGUGCAUGGGCUGGGCAAGAGCCGAGGCAUCCCAUCUCAUAAAUGAAAAGGUCCAGCUUCCAGACCACUGACAAGUUCUGACCCUCCACUGCCACCCUGAUACAAAUCCUUUCGCUUUCCCUAAGGCUAGGAAGUGCAGGGCACUAUCCAGCAUGGCACAAAGCACUGGCAGGUAAGGUUACCAGAUGGCUUAAAAAAAAUACCAGACACACUUAAUCUCAGAUGGUGGACAGGCCAGGAGGGGA
This is a messenger RNA of Pelodiscus sinensis (Chinese soft-shelled turtle), 3806 nucleotides long. Its product is annotated as ras-related and estrogen-regulated growth inhibitor-like protein A. Gene Ontology annotation, molecular function: GTPase activity; GTP binding. The record is from RefSeq and is a predicted model, not a curated record. Lineage: Eukaryota; Metazoa; Chordata; Testudines; Trionychidae.